Molecule: messenger RNA, 834 nt
Organism: Hyaloscypha bicolor E
Lineage: Eukaryota; Fungi; Ascomycota; Leotiomycetes; Helotiales; Hyaloscyphaceae
Exons: 4
Coding region: 239-742 (167 amino acids)
Cellular component (GO): membrane
Source: RefSeq, a predicted model, not a curated record
GGAACUUGGAAAAGGCCAACUGAGUGCAUGCAAUGUGUAUUAUUAGUAGCGUUUACUUCGUGCUCUGUUUUGUCAAUGCCUAACUAUUGUUGAUUUUCUCUUCCCUGAAAUACCCAACGCUCGCAGCUCUUUCGGCGACCUCCCUCGUUGUAGGUCUCACAACGCUAUUUACUCGUGCUCUGCGCAAUUUUGUGCUCUACAGAUACCACCCUUUCUUGUUGCCUGUUUCAGUUUCGCCAUGCGGUUCACCUACUACCACGUCUUCCAAGCUGCAAGGAAGGGGUCAAUGUUCUUAAUUCCACACAUCAUAAGAGGCUUCUCAAUUGCCCGUAGCAACGAAACUAGCAUCUCAAUCUAUGUGGUGCAAGUCAUCCUCCUCCUGGUCGCCCCGGCGCUUUCUGCUGCAAACAUAUACAUGUCCCUGGGUCGAUUGAUUCUGUUGACACAAGGCGAGAGCAUGGCUCCGAUCCGGGCAAAGUGGUUGACUAAAAUAUUCAUGUACGGAGAUGUUCUGUCGUUUUUGGUGCAGUCUGCAAGUAGCUCCAUGGCGUCGAAAGCUAGCAGCGUCAGCGAUGGGAGUCUUCUCAUCAAGUGGUCGGUCUCUUCUUGCAGACCAUCUUCUUUGGCAUCUUCAUUGUUACCAGCAGAAGCACAUGCUCACCUUGUAUCUCACUGGCAUUUUGAUCUUAAUUCAAUCCGUAUUUCGGGUGGUCCACUUCACACGGGAAUGAUGGACCAUUGAUAUCGAGCGAGGUGUAUCUGUAUGUCUUUGAUGCCGUGUUGAUGUUUGAGGCUCUCGUCAGCCUGAAUAUCAUACACCCAGUAGAUACUAUC